AUGGCGACAUCAAUACCCAACAGCAGCAAAGCGAUGCCGAUAAGCUUGAAGCUUCUUGUAGACAACAACUCAAACAAGGUACUGUUCGCAGAGGCCGGGAAGGAAUUCGUGGACUUCCUCUUCGGACUCAUACAUAUACCCAUUGGUUCCAUAAUGGGUCUUUUUCGGAGUCACGGCAUAGCUGUGCCUGGAUCGUGGAGUAAAGUGUAUGAGAGUAUCCAAGACCUCGACUCCACCUGUCUUCACCAAAGCAAGGAAAAAUUCUUGAUGCCUGAACCAGCCUUCCCAUCCGACACUCAUCCGCCUCCGCUGCUGCUCAACUUCGUACCACCAAAACAAGAGUACCGCACGACAACAGUACUCUUUGGUGUUCCAACUCCAACAGGACUCUUUGGUGUUCCAACUUCAGAGAAUAGAUCGGUGGUUCAACGCAAGGAGACGGGGUAUGUUAGAGGUGUUGUGACACUGACAUUUAUGGUGAUGGAUGAUUUGACGGUGAAACCCAUGUCAACCAUUUCUAGCAUCACCCUUCUCAAUACCUUAAACGUCAAAGAUGUCGGUUUGCUGCAGGAGAAGACGGUCACUGUUGACAUACAGAAGGGGUUGGAGCUGGUGAAGGCUUCAUUCGAAUCUACCACAGUCCUCACAGAUGUUUUCCUUGGGCAUACUGAACUCAGGCACAGUACCAAACCCAUUUCAGGCUACAACUGUUUAGGAGGGGGAUUUUCGGAGGGUGCUGGUGGCAGAGACAAGUCUGGUCGAAAGAUCGUCAAAGUUAUUCGCAAGGGACGGAAGAAGUAA
Molecule: messenger RNA, 801 nt
Organism: Corylus avellana
Lineage: Eukaryota; Viridiplantae; Streptophyta; Magnoliopsida; Fagales; Betulaceae
Source: RefSeq, a predicted model, not a curated record